AUGGCUUCUCCAGACUCCAUCAAGCUUGCUGACUAUCUCUUCACGCGCUUGCGACAACUGGGUGUGCAAUCUAUCUUUGGUGUGCCGGGCGACUAUAACCUUCGUCUACUCGACUAUGUCGUCCCUGCCGGUCUCCAUUGGGUUGGUAAUUGCAAUGAGCUCAAUGCGGCCUAUGCUGCAGACGGAUAUGCCCGUAUCAAUGGGCUGUCUGCACUGAUCACUACCUUCGGUGUUGGAGAGCUAUCAGCAUCGAACGGAAUUUCCGGGGCAUAUUGCGAGCGCUCACCUGUGGUUCACAUCGUCGGUACUCCACCUCGGCCUCACCAAGACUCACGCGCAUUGAUGCACCACACCUUUGCCGAUGGCGAGUACAAGAUCUUUGCUACAAUGGCAAAGCAUAUCACUGCGGCUCAGACGGAACUCAGAGAUGCUGCCACAGCUCCCGGCCGAAUCGACUGGGUCCUUCAACAAGCUAUUAUACACAGCCGGCCUGUGUACAUCGAACUUCCUGAUGACAUGCCAAGCACGCUAGUUUCAACAGAGAACCUCAAGACCCCCAUUAAGGUCCCAUCUGCACCUAGCAGUGCAACUGAACCCGAACUCGUUAAUCGUAUCCUGGAACGAAUCUACUCUGCUAAGCAGCCUGCCAUCUACGUCGACGGCGAAAGUAAAGCUCUCAAGAUCGUUGAUCAGCUUGACGCCCUGAUCAAGUGUACGCAAUGGCCCACGUGGACGUCGGGCUUCGGCAAAGGCCUUGUGAAUGAGGACCUUCCGAGCGUCUAUGGACUGUACAAUGCAGGGUUUGGUGAAAAAGCCGAGAAAGAUUACUAUGAAUCCGCCGACCUGAUCCUCACUUUCGGCCCACAUUUUAGCGAUACGAAUAGCAUGUUCAAUGCUGCUAUUCCCAGAACUGCGGCCGCCAUUACUUUCAAACAUGACAUUAUCCAGGUCGGCGACGAGGUCUACCGUGACUCAAGCGUCUCUAAUGUCUUGAAACAAGUCCUUUCCGCACUUGACCAAUCACGCCUCGUCAAACCCUCUGCUCCGGGAAAGAGAGUUGUCACACUUGACGACAUCAAGCCUAGUGAUCCAAUUGCACAGAAGAAUUUCUACCGUCUAGUUAACCCGCUAUUCCGCGAGGGCGACAUCGUACUCACUGAAACGGGUACCGCAUCAUACGGCGGCGCUGCGUUUAAACUGCCACCUAAAAGCACGCUUUUUCGUGCUGUGACCUAUCUCUCGAUUGGUUUCAUGCUGCCUGCAACUUUGGGAGCAACGCUGGCACAGCAUGAAAUGAACAAGACGACUGGGCAGAAGAACCAAUCUAUCUUGAUCAUCGGAGAUGGAAGCCUGCAAAUGACAGCUCAGGAGAUUAGCGUGAUGAUCAAGCAGAAACUGGACAUCGUGAUCAUUAUCAUCAACAACGAGGGCUAUACCAUUGAACGUGUUAUUCAUGGCCGUAAACAACAUUACAAUGACAUCCCAUUCUGGAGACACACUCAGGCUCUUAGUUACUUUGGAGCGGAUGAAGAGCAUGUCAAGAAAAACACGUUCACGGCUAAGACAUGCGGGGAACUCCAAGACAUUCUCAAGAAUGAGAAUGUGGUAAAUGGCAGCGGCGUGCGGUUGAUUGAAGUUGCAAUGGAACGGGAAGAUGUCGAAGGGCCGCUGCUGAUGGUUCUGAACAAGCAAAUUGCAGAGGAGAAGCAGCAGAGCGCCUGA
Penicillium chermesinum is the source of this 1722-nucleotide messenger RNA. Its product is annotated as alpha-keto acid decarboxylase family protein. Gene Ontology annotation, molecular function: carboxy-lyase activity; thiamine pyrophosphate binding; magnesium ion binding. The record is from RefSeq and is a predicted model, not a curated record. Bases 1 to 1722 code for a protein of 573 amino acids. The transcript has a single exon. NCBI's taxonomy places the organism in Eukaryota, Fungi, Ascomycota, Eurotiomycetes, Eurotiales, Aspergillaceae.